Molecule: messenger RNA, 2047 nt
Organism: Salarias fasciatus (jewelled blenny)
Lineage: Eukaryota; Metazoa; Chordata; Actinopteri; Blenniiformes; Blenniidae
Product: kelch repeat and BTB domain-containing protein 12-like
Exons: 10
Coding region: 153-2000 (615 amino acids)
Molecular function (GO): protein binding
Source: RefSeq, a predicted model, not a curated record
GACAGCUAACAGCACACAGCAGAGACCAGCCAGCAAAACACAAACACAGCGGCCUGCGUUGUAUCCAGGGGUCUGGAAACUGAUGCCGUAGCAGUUUGGGAGUCUACCUGGGGUAACCUUUGGACACCGCUGGUGCUGCAGAAGAGGAACUCAUGGAUGCUGACGUUCUGGACUCAGCUCGGUCAGAACAUGGUUCACUCCUGCUGAGCCAGCUGGAAAAGAUGAGAGCAUCUGCAGAGCUGACUGACGUGGUUCUGCUGGCAGAGGGGAUCCCUUUCCACUGCCACAAGGUGGUGCUGUCUGCAUUUAGUCCUUAUUUCCAGGCCAUGUUUACAUGUGGCCUGAAGGAGACGCGGGGAGGAGAGGUGCCUCUCCGAGACACUCCUGCUCAGAGCCUGGAGCUGCUGCUGGAUUACAUGUACCGUGCUGACCUCCCGCUCUCCAACAGCAACAUACAGGGAGUGGCUGCUGCGGCCUUCCUGCUCCACGUGGACGGAGCCUUCAGGUUGUGUCAGAACCACAUGGAGGCCUGCAUGGACUCAUCCAACUGUGUUGGUUUGUACCACUGGGCUCGAGACCUCGGGGCGACGAGUCUCGCUGACUGUGCCCUGCGAUACCUCUGUCAACACUUCACACAGGUUUGCGAAGAGCAGGAAGUUCUGGAGUUGGACGCCCAAAGUCUGGGUGAUCUCUUGGGCUUGGACGACCUCAACAUAUCACAGGAGGAGGUCGUGCUGGAGUUGGUGCUCCGCUGGGUGGAAAGGCGGCGAGGCGACUCGCAGAGCGAAGCGCAGGCCGUGCAGCUGCUCAGACGAGUGCGGCUGGAGCUGGUGGAGCCUGGAUUCCUGCGCAAAGCGAGGAGGAGAAACCCAGUGCUGCUCCGUGACGCUGAGUGCUUCGGGAUGAUCGACGCCGUUCUCCAGACGUCGGGUCUCUGCGAGACCUCGGCCCCCCCGCGUCCCGCUCUCCGCUACGGCAUGGAGACGACCGACUUGCUGCUCUGUUUGGGUGGAGUGAACAUGGAGGGAGUUCCUGCCCGCCGAGGAGGAUGUGCGGACCUCAGUUUUUGCUUUGCCCCAAACGGUAGAAAGAAAUAUUUCAUCCCCUCUCCACUGAGGGGCUGUGGAGGUCGGGGGCAAAUCACAGCAGGAGCAGUGACCAGAGACAACAGCGUGGUGGUGGCAGUGGAGGCAGAAGACGAACACAGGACGAAGAAGGUUGAUGUGUACAGGUAUGAUAACUCCGAGGAGAACAGCUGGGUGAAGCUGUGCUCAGCAGCAUACAGAGACAUGUAUGCCUUGGGGCUGGUGGGAGAUGCCCUCUACUUGAUAGGAGGGCAGAUGAAAGUGCGUAAUCACUACGUUAUCACAGACAGUGUGGAGAGGUGGUCUCUGAAGAGGGGGGGCAGUUGGCUGAGCUUCGCUCCCUUGCCUCUUCCUCUAGCCUGUCAUUGUGUUGUGAGCCUGAAGGAGCGUCUCUACGUGUUGGGAGGAUGGACGCCGCAGGAGGAGCCAGAUGAGGAACCCGACAUGUUGAGUAACCGUGUGUUUCUCUUUGACCCGGGCAAAGACAGAUGGACAGAGUGUGCCAGGAUGAAAUACUCCAGGUAUCGCUGUGGAACAGCUGUCCUCAAUGGAGAAAUUUAUGUUUUAGGUGGUAUCGGGUGUGAUGGUGAGGACCGUGGACAAUCGCGUCGUUGCUUGAGCUCUGUGGAGAUCUACAACCCAGACAAGGACACCUGGAGGGCGGGACCCACUCUGCCCACAUCCCUGCUUUCUCUUCGAACCAACGCUUCAAACACAGGGGUAGUGGAGGGAAAGCUUUACCUCUGUGGAUACUACAAAGGAGCCAGCCGCCAUGAGAUCAUCACCAAGGAGAUUUUAGAAUUGGACCCUGCAGACAAUGUGUGGACGGUGGUGGAAAGACGAGCAGCCAUGCACGACAGUUACGACGUUUGUCUGGUGGCUAAUCUCAAUCCUCGAGACCUCCUCACACCUUAAUUCAUCUCUUCCUGACUCUGAGCCUCAAUGCCAGGGCCAAGAACCUC